This is a messenger RNA of Acanthisitta chloris (rifleman), 2425 nucleotides long. It is a transcript of the gene CD101, whose product is annotated as CD101 molecule. The annotation marks the transcript as partial. The record is from RefSeq and is a predicted model, not a curated record. The transcript is spliced from 7 exons. Lineage: Eukaryota; Metazoa; Chordata; Aves; Passeriformes; Acanthisittidae.
UUCGGGAGUUACAGCGCCAAGACGAACCUCUCAGUGAUUGCAGACACCCUCUCAGCUUCCAUGGCACCCCAGGUCCUUACCCACUCUGAAGGGGAUGCAGUGGAGCUCACUUGCGAGGUGUCCAAGUCCACCACCCAGCACACACAUCUCUCUGUUGGCUGGUACCAUCUUCAGGGAGCAGGAGAGCACCGUGCUGAGGAGGUCCUCAUCCUCUCCAAGGACUUCGUCCUGAGGCCAGGGCCCUCUUAUGAUCACAGGUUUCUGGUGGGGGAUGUGCAGCUACACAAGGUUGGGGACACCACAUACAAGCUUUUCAUUGCGGGGGUGAAGCCAUCUGACCAGGGGCAGCUGUACUGCGAGGCAGCCGAGUGGAUUGAGGAUCCUGAUGAGAUGUGGAAGGACAUCUCCCGCAAGCAAACAGAGAGGACGUCGCUGGAAGUCAUGAGCCAGGGCAGAGACCUUUCUGUAGCCAUCGCUGCUGCUGAGAGCUCCCUUUCUGAAGGGGAUACCUUGAAGUUAACUUGCACAGUGGAAGCCCAGAAGAGCAGCAGCAGGCACUUCCAAGUGACUUGGUUCUUUGGCAGUGUGGAAGUGGCCAGGAUUGACCCGCAUGGGGUAUUGGUUUGGGAGGAAGAAUACGAGAAGAGAGCCAAGCUGGGGCAGCUCCAAGCGUUCAAGCCAAGCAACACAGUUUAUGUCCUCAACAUCUAUGAGGUGGGACUGAAGGACAAUGGUAUAUACCGCUGCUCCGUGUCGGAAAUGAAGACUUCUGGAGACUUUUACAGCACCCAAACCAAUAUGUCAUCAGACAUCCAAGUCAAUGUGAAGCUGAUAGAGAAUCGCAUGCACCUGUCUGUGUCCACCAGCACACCACAGGUCGUGGUGGGAGAUGCCUUGAUCCUCCAUUGUGAGGUGCAAGGAGCGACUGGCCCUGUGUCUGUGAGUUGGUGGCACCUGCCACCACAGCACCCAGGUCCCAGGGUGCUGGUGGCCACCAUGGAGCAGGAUGGCACCCUGAACCUGGGCAGGACCUACCAGGACAGCAGGACACGGGGGAGCCUUCGGCUGGAGAAAGCAAGCUCUGGCACUUUCACCCUGGUGAUCCCAAACACAUUGGAUGAGGAUGAUGGUGGGCAGUACAGGUGUGAAGCAACAGAGUGGUCCCAAAGCCAGAGCUGGAGGGAGGAGGGGGAGACAACAGUGGCAGUCAACUCCAUGGGUCCUGGUCUGCACGCCACACUGAGAAGCCGAAUUGCCGCUGUCAGAUUUGGGCAGAGUUUUGAACUCAUCUGCCAAGUGAGUGCCAACUACACCCUUGAGGAGGUGCCAGUGUCUGUGCAGUGGAUCUUCCAACCCAGCCCACCUACUGGACCCCACCAAGAGCUAGUCCAGGUCUUUCCCAAUGGCACCAUGGCCUGGGGGGCAGGACAGCAACACUUUCAGAGGAAAGCCCAGCUGAUGAAGUCCACCACCUCCUUCAGCCUGCACAUCCACAGUGCCACGACUGCCAACGAGGGGACGUACCAGUGUGAGGUGGAGGUCUGGAGGAGGAACAUCCUGCCUGUGGGGCAGCCAGCGGCCAUCACCAGGUCCAAUGUUGUGGGGAUAAAGGUGAUGCUGCCAGAAAGCAAGCUUCAGGUAGAUACAAAAGACAGCUCUGUGGAGAUUGCCAGCGGUGCUGACACGACCAUUGAGUGCAGGAUUGUGUUUGCCCAGAGUAAUUCACAGUUUGCUGUUACCUGGUACCUCCUGCGUCCUCUGGCAGAUGCAAUCCCCCUGCAAAUCGUAAGGGCUGACUACAGCAGCAUACUGGAAUAUGGGUCUGAAUUCAGGUCUCCUGCAAAAAUGUCCCGGCUCCUGAGCCAGAGGGUGUCCAGCAACAUAUUCCAGCUGCACAUUCUGUCCAUGGACCCCGGGGACCAGGGCAGUUACUACUGUGUGGUAGAAGAAUGGCUCUGGCUGGUGGAUAGCUGGUACAAACUUGGAGAGGGAACAUCGGGAAGGACCACACUGGAGUUCAAGCUCCCAGAGCAUGAACUGCAGAUGGAGAAAACCAACCACAGCAUCUCAGCGAGGGAGGGUGAGGAGGUGACGCUGCACUGCUGGCUACAGGGUGCCCACCUGUCUAACACCCAUCUCUCAGCCACCUGGUUCCAGGUGAAGAAGAGUGGCGGUAACAGUUCCCUGCUCACCCUCCACUACGACGGCACCAUCGAGUACCCCCAGGAGAGCCUGGCAGGAAGGCUGUACCUCCGCCGCCCCUCUGCUGGCAACUUCAGCCUGACACUGACAAGUGUAGAGAGGGAUGAUGCUGGGCUGUAUUACUGCCAGAUGCAGGAGUGGCAACAGCAAAGCGAGGGGAAGGAGUGGGCUCUGCAAGCCUUGGGGCACUCAGGGUACACCGAGCUCACUACCAUCCCACAAG